Messenger RNA from Mobula hypostoma (lesser devil ray), 1678 nucleotides. RefSeq names its product germ cell-specific gene 1-like protein. NCBI's taxonomy places the organism in Eukaryota, Metazoa, Chordata, Chondrichthyes, Myliobatiformes, Myliobatidae. Gene Ontology annotation, cellular component: plasma membrane. The coding region runs from base 68 to 1042 and encodes 324 amino acids. The transcript is spliced from 5 exons. The record is from RefSeq and is a predicted model, not a curated record.
AGGAGAAAAACAGGAAGGUGGAGGGUGAGGGGAAGGCGGAGGGAUUACCACACUCCACCUUCUCCCAAUGCCGGGGAUGAAGAUGGGCGCCCGGCAGCGCCUGCACCUCUCACUGGGGCUGAGCUCACUGGCUCUCAUCUCCUCCAGCGCGGCCUUUGCCAGCGGAUACUGGUGUGUCGGCACACACCGGGUGGUGAAGCCGCUUUGCCAGAUGGCAGCGGCAUCUGGCGACAGGCAGGGGGCAGGGACAGAGAUCCGGGGAUGCCUGGGACAAACAGCCGGCAACGGGACCACGGACGAGCUGGAAUCAUACGGCUGGGAGACGGGAGAAGACCGGUUCACAUUCCACACGUUCCAUACCGGCUUCUGGACCUCGUGCGAGGAGGAGGAGGAGAGAGGGAGAGUGAGAUGCCGGAGCUUCCUACAGCUCACACCAGAAUCGGAACAGGGAGUCCUGUGGUUUGCCAUCGUGGCUGAGAUCCUCUACAUCACCCUCCUGUCCCUGGGCUUUGGUCUGCUGUGUUUUGAACUCGCCUGCACCCACCGCACCCUCAUCACACUCAAGACCAACUCCUUUGCUGCCGUCUUCACCGUCCUCUCUGGUCUGCUGGGAAUGGUCGGGCACAUGAUGUACACAACAGUUUUCCACGUAACUGUGAGCCUCGGUCCGAAGGAUUGGAAGCCUCAGACAUGGGAUUAUGGAUGGUCGUUCCUGUUGGCCUGGCUCUCAUUCAGCCUCUGCAUGGCCUCAGCUGUUUGCAGCCUCAACGCCUACGCCAAGACCGCGGCGCAGGCUCGCUGCGGCCGGCAAUCAUUAGCGGGAACCUCCUCCUGUCGCACCCUCGCUUCCUCUCCUCCCCACCUGCUGGUACUGGACCCUGAGCUCGCCCCCUUCCUGUGGGAGCGCUCCGCCUUCCCAGCGUGUGGGCCGGGCCAGGAGGGUGAGGGUGAGGGCGAGGAAGGUUGUGAGGGCAAUAUUGAGGGGGGGUUCUCCCUGUCCAACGACCUCCCACCCCGCAGGCCCUCUGACUCGCCCCACUGAGGAGUGAAGAGCGAGAGGGAGGGGGUGCCCCUUAGAUAUUCCCCAGGGUGGGGAGUUGGUUGAGGAGUUGCUGUCCCAUCUGGCCCACACUCCCUCAGACUGACCUUUCACACCUAACCCUUGCUGUGAAAUGUAGACUCUUCUCCCCAAACCCCACUGCUGACUUUUCACCCACUCUGGGGUCAAGCCAAGCCCACACGACAUUGCACCCCUCGUCCUCUGGGUCAAACCCCAUCUCCAUGACCUUUCACUCCUCACCUUCUGGGGCUAAAUCCUGUCUCCACGACUUUUCAGCUCUCACCUUCUGGGAUUAAAGUCCAUCCCUGCGACCUCUCACCUCUCGCCUUCUGGUGCGAUAGCCAUCCCCGUGACAUUUCACUCCUCGCUCUCUGGGUGAAACCCUUAAUCCAUGACAUUUCACCAUUUGCCUUCUAUGGUCAAGCUCAGUCUCCGCGACCUUUCACCCCUCACUUUCUGGGGUCAAACUCCAUUUCUCAUCACCCGCCCAGUCUACUAACUUUUCACCCUUUGUCUUCAGAGGUAAACCCUCAUGCGCAAGCCUCACCACCCCAACUCCUCAUUCAACUCCUGCCCUCCAUCGACGACCUUUCACCCACCACGAGCCAGACAUCUCCU